AUGGAUACUUUUCAGAUGAGGAACGUAAAUAUUGCUUACAAUGCCUCAUGGACAUUUGUUAAUACUGCUAACCUUUGGUUUGCCGCUUUGCUCAGUAUUUUGUACUGUGUAAAAAUCGCUAACUUCUCCCAGCCUCUCUUCGUCCAAAUGAAGCGGAGAUUCCCUGGGCUGGUGCCUUGGCUGCUUCUGGGGACAGUGGUCUUCUCUGCAAUCACAGCGACCAUCGAGACAACCAUGGACAAGUUCUUUCCCUUCAUUACAUUUUUCUCCUCAUCCAUUUUACUACUAACUUCCCUGUGGAGGCACAAAAAUCUUUUACAAAACAGUGCAAGGGAUGUCAGCACAGAAGUUCACCUGAAUGCCAUCAAAGCUCUGGCUUCUUUUUCCAUUCUCUACGUUUCCAGCUUUUGUGUGGAAAUAUUGGCAACGUUCUUCGUUUUGAUGGGCAUGAAAGUCAUUGGGAUGCAAUUAUUGUUUAUUAAUGUGCUUGCUGCAUAUUCCUCUGGCCAUGCCAUCAUCCUGAUCUUAAUUAAUCCCAAACUGAAACAGGAAUCAGUCAAGAUGCUACAUCAACUUAAAUGCUGA
Messenger RNA from Lacerta agilis (Sand lizard), 585 nucleotides. Its product is annotated as taste receptor type 2 member 8-like. The record is from RefSeq and is a predicted model, not a curated record. The transcript is spliced from 3 exons. Gene Ontology annotation, molecular function: bitter taste receptor activity; G protein-coupled receptor activity. NCBI's taxonomy places the organism in Eukaryota, Metazoa, Chordata, Lepidosauria, Squamata, Lacertidae. Bases 1 to 585 code for a protein of 194 amino acids. Gene Ontology annotation, biological process: sensory perception of taste; G protein-coupled receptor signaling pathway; detection of chemical stimulus involved in sensory perception of bitter taste. Gene Ontology annotation, cellular component: membrane.